Molecule: messenger RNA, 1777 nt
Organism: Malus domestica (apple)
Lineage: Eukaryota; Viridiplantae; Streptophyta; Magnoliopsida; Rosales; Rosaceae
Product: F-box protein At3g12350-like
Molecular function (GO): protein binding
Source: RefSeq, a predicted model, not a curated record
CACUGAAACGUGGUGGUCUUCAAACUUCUGUGCUGCAGCAGGUUGAAGAAAGAGAAUAUUCCUUCUUGCCGAAGAAUCUCGCAAAUCCAAUCCAACACAACACCUUCUCAUUUCCUUGUCCUAACACCCAUAUUUCCCACCAAUUCUCCCCUCAAAAUUCCCAACUAUUUUCCCAGAAAAUUCACAACUUUCCCAACAAAACCAGCCCCAAGUUCCCAAAUCCGAAAAUGACGACAAUCAAAGACCCAAGUCUCGCAAUUGACGAAUCGGCUUGCGCCAUUGACUUCUCCGACUUCCCCGAGGACGUACAGCUCUGCAUCCUCUCCUUCCUCACGCCUCCCGAUGUCGCCAGUUUCGCCUGCACAUCGAAACGGUUCGAUUCGCUCUGCAAAUCCGACGUCAAGCUCUGGUUCAACAUGUGCUAUCGCAGGUGGGGAUCCAAGACCCAGAUCAAGAAAUGGGGAAAUGGGAAAAUCACGUACAGGAAUCUCUACCAGACCCUCAGCGAUUGGGAGAAUCUGAUUGGGUUCUGGCGCCAGGGCGGCGUCGAGACAUCGCCGCUGUUGAUUUUUUUCGAGUGGGGCCCGUCGUUCGUGACGGGGUUCCGAGUAUCUCCGGCCAAGGACGGCACGUACGGCGUCGUAAAGGCGCCGUUUUUGUGGAUGAGCCUCUCGCCGGAGGGGCAAGUCGUGAACUUUCUGGACCCGGAAGGCCGGCCCGAGAUUUUGGAAGAUUUCGCGGAUUCCGACCGGUUCAAAUUUCCGGAGAACGAAUUGGUUCCGCUGAAUGUGAGAUUGGUGGGGAAGACCUAUUUUGUUGUGGAGGAAGAUACAGGCUUUGGGGCUCGGAGACGUUUGAGCUCAGGGAGUGGCCGCGUAAACGGCGGCGUGGUCGACGAGGAUGUGAUUGGAGCCGCCGAGGGUAGUGGCUCUCCGGGGACCUCGCCAGACCAGGCGGUGGUGGAGAUAUAUCAGUACUUUGCGAACCGGAUCAGCCCGGGUGCGGAUAGAUCUUCCAGGAGGCAGAGGAGGAAAGAGAAGGAAAGGAAAGCAAGGAGGAAGCUGGAGCCUCAGCAUUAUGUCAAGAUUGUUGAUUGCUCGCCUACGGCGGCUAGGCCUUUGCAGGGCCUCUGGAAGGGAAUUUAUGAUGACAUGGCCUUGGGAUUUUACCUUGUUGCAUAUGAUAACAUUGGGGGCAUUUCCUGCCAAAAGAUUUGCAACCCGUCGGAAAAUUUAUGCCAUUUAAUGCGUUUUAUCAGCAAGCAACCAGUGUUUUGGGCAGCGAGCCCUACUUUUAUUGAGUCUCCGAUUUCCCCAGAGGAAGAAAAUUUGUACACUAGUCGUGUACAUCUUCGACCAAGUGCAGCAGAGGAUCACACUCAUCAGCAUCUCCCGCUCACGGGAAAUGAGGGGGUCUCCCGCAUUCUGCGCAUAAACUUCAGUCAUGAUCUAGCUCUUCCGGACUGGGUCGGACCUAACCCACCGCAUGCACAUGGAAGGAUUUGGCAGUAUGGGGAUGGAACAUUUGGGUUUGGAUCCCUUCAAGAUAGUUUUAUCAGAGACUUGAAGCAUGUUGCCAAAAAUGGUUGUCUUCUUGAUACCGUGGAUCCUUUGUCGUGACGAAUGUACUCUUUUCGGAAUGUUUCAUUUUUUUGUUUAUUUUUGUACAGAAUUAAACUGCAGUCAUAAUUCCGAUGACUGAAUUUAUUCGCAUUUCAGAUUUUCUCUUGUAGAAUCAUCUAAUGAGAUGUUCAAUAAUCAGUUGGCUCAUAUCUGAA